UGGGGACCCCCAACAUGGGGUCCCCUUUGACGGGAAAAGGGCCAACCCUCCUUUUCUUUAUACCAUCAACCCUUUUACUACAUUCAUAUAAAAUGUUGUUCCACAACGUAAGAACCAUCAAAUUCUGACAUCACUGAAUUCCAUGGAGAAUCGCCGGAGGCAAAACAGUUCCUCAUCCGGGGAAAUGUUUUCGUUUCCUGUUAUAAAUCCGCGGGGCCUGGAGCCGGAUCAGUUUGAAUUCGGAUCUGUUACGACGCCAGGCUCCCCGAAUUCUCCCGCCGAUCAUUUGUUCUCCAACGGCAAGCUUUUGCCUCAUGUUUUUCCAGUUCAGCCACCCAACGGUUACUCGUUCUCGCGGUCGACCAGCCGAACGAGCAGUAUCGGCAGCAAGGAUUCUCUCAUGUCUUCGCGGAGCAACAGCACGAACAGCAGGAGCAGCUGCAGCAGCGCCAGGACCAGCACGAGUGAGGCUAAUUCGGAAAGGAGACUGUCGCCGGUGGACGGAAAUUUUCCGGGCAGGAUUUCGGUGAGGAAAGAGAGGAACGUAACCAGGCCUUCUCAGUACCAGUAUGGGUCCUGUCAGAGGUGGCAGCUGAUAGCAGCGGCGCCGGUGUUGAAGCAUCAGGGCUCAAGAUCAAGAAAGGUUGAAGUUCUUGAACGAAAAGGGUCGAAGAAAUCCAGGGAAAAUAUUGACGGCGAUCCUGGAGGGGCAAAAUCGUGGUUCGGCAGGAGGAUCUUGAAGUCGUUUGUUUCGGCAUGCAAAGAGUGUCAUGCCAUUAAAACUUCGAGUGCAGAGGGUGUUUUGCCCAAAAGUUUGGAGCGGUGAAAAUGAUGGCUUGUUUUGAGAGUAUUAGUUGAAUUGAACAUGUAGAGGGUUGUUUCUUGAUUUGGAGUGAGUCUGACUGAAAUAUUUCAACGAUAGAGAUCUAAAAAUAUCGCAAUGAUCAUAAGGUCUUGGGUUUAAUUUCUUCACAAUGAUAACAUGUAUAAAGAAGCAUUAAGGCUUGUUAAUGAGUGCAUAAUUCACUUU
This is a messenger RNA of Sesamum indicum (sesame), 1030 nucleotides long. RefSeq lists its product as uncharacterized. NCBI's taxonomy places the organism in Eukaryota, Viridiplantae, Streptophyta, Magnoliopsida, Lamiales, Pedaliaceae. The record is from RefSeq and is a predicted model, not a curated record.